CUCACCCAAUAGAAGCUUCUGUUUAUGUAGGGACGUCGGACUCCUCGCGACUCGGGCUGCGCAGUCGGGUGGAGGUCGCCGAAUCGGGGACGGCGCCGGGAGGGUUCGCCAGUGGCCCUUCCGCAGCUGCGGCUCCGCCCGCUCCCCCGGCGUCCCUCUCGGCCCACGCCUCUGCCUGUGGCGGGCCGCCGGCUUCGCGUCCUGCCUCUGCGCCCGGAGGACAUGCAGAAGAGAGGAUGAGCCAAAGGGACACGCUGGUGCAUCUGUUUGCCGGGGGAUGUGGUGGCACAGUGGGAGCUAUUCUGACAUGUCCACUGGAAGUUGUCAAGACACGGUUACAGUCAUCCUCUGUGACACUCUACGUCUCUGAAGUUCAGCUGAACACCAUGACCGGAGCCAGUGUCAACCGAGUAGUGUCCCCUGGGCCUCUGCACUGCCUAAAAGUUAUCCUGGAAAAAGAGGGUCCUCGCUCAUUGUUUAGAGGAUUAGGCCCCAACUUAGUGGGGGUGGCACCCUCCAGAGCGAUAUACUUUGCUGCUUAUUCAAACUGCAAGGAAAAGUUGAAUGGUGUUUUUGAUCCUGAUUCUACUCAAGUACACAUGAUUUCAGCUGCAAUGGCAGGUUUUACUGCAAUCACUGCAACAAACCCCAUUUGGCUUAUAAAGACCCGGUUACAGCUUGAUGCAAGGAAUCGCGGGGAAAAGCGAAUGGGUGCAUUUGAGUGUGUUCGUAAAGUACAUCAAACAGAUGGACUGAGAGGAUUUUAUAGAGGCAUGUCUGCCUCCUAUGCCGGUAUAUCAGAGACAGUUAUCCAUUUUGUUAUUUAUGAAAGUAUAAAGCAAAAACUACUGGAGUGUAAGACUGCUUCCAUGAUGGAGAGUGAUGAAGAGUCUGUGAAAGAAGCAUCGGAUUUUGUGAGAAUGAUGCUAGCUGCUGCCACCUCAAAAACCUGUGCCACAACCAUAGCGUAUCCACACGAAGUUGUAAGAACACGACUACGAGAAGAAGGAACAAAAUACAGAUCUUUUUUUCAGACACUGUCUUUGAUUGUUCAAGAAGAAGGUUACGGGUCUCUUUACCGUGGCCUAACAACUCAUCUGGUGAGACAAAUUCCAAACACAGCCAUUAUGAUGGCCACCUAUGAAUUGGUGGUCUAUCUACUUAAUGGAUAGCAGCGUGGGCUGUCAUGCGACAGAGCAGGAAGACCAAAAGUCACAGUGGACCAUGGAAUCUUGAAGCCAGCAUGGUGGACAGAAGACAGUAGUCUGGAAGCAUAUAACUACUAUGGCUGAGUGGAAGUUUGGCUGUAGGAAGUAAAGUACCACACUACAUUAGUCGUUCAGUGAACAGGCCCUGGGCCACCUCUAAAAGAAUGCUUCGAAAAGCAUUCGUUUCUUAAAAUUGCCAUUUUCUCUACCAUUGUUCACAACUAUGGGUUUUUUUUAAUUGAUUUAUGACAUUCAGAAUAUGGUGUUAAUUGUGUUCUUUCAGUCUUCUAAACAGUCAUCUCUAAGUAAUUAUCCAGAUAGUGGUGACAAUUGCAAAUGUCUAACGACAUCUAAUACUGUAAAAUAAUCAUAGACAGAUCCUUAAGAUGAUUUUCCUGAGAGGGCCCUGCCUGGUACAGUGUUCUAAAAUCAUUUGGUGUCAGUAGUCACUGUAUUUGACAACCAGUGAAAUGGUAUCUAAAUACCUUACUUUCAGCAUUAGAAUGUUUUGGUUACAACUAAUAUAUUUAUUACAAUGUGGACCUUUAUCAUAUCAGGUGUGCAUGGUUAAUGUGGGGGCUAUAAAAUAAGCUAGUGGAUGCCAACUCAGUGACUUUAUGACAAGUGCUUCAUCACAUCUUCUCCAAUUACAUAUGCAUGGAUAGAGCCAUAUGUGAUUAUCACAUUCUCAUACCCACGUGUUAUUUACAAAAGUAGAGAAGUUAAUGACUUUUGAGUCUGUUCUUCUUACUUUUACAGUAAGAAUUUUAACCUCUAAAUUAUUUCCACAUCUGUAUAGAUUAUUCUUGGUUGAUAGAGAAAAUGGUAAUUUUUCACUUUUGCCCUUGAAGUGAUGCUAAUGUUUAGGACAAGAUAAAUAUUACAAAAAGAGGUCUUCAGCUAUGUGACAGCAACCGUAGUCGACCAGGAGUUUGUCCGUCAGUGUGCUGCACUGGACAGAUGUUAUCUGUCCUAGUUUCCUGAAUGUUCUAUCAUAAAGUCAGGCGAAUUUCAGUUCAAUGUGUUAACAAGAUAAUAGUUUUUAAAUUUUGCUAUUGAGUCAGUGACACCUUUUAACAAUUUAAAUGUAUUAUAUAAGGCCAUUAUAAAGGUGUUUGCUGUAGUACUAUAGAUUUUCCAAUGGAUGUUGCUAUACUAGUAUAUAAAUAAAACUUCUAAA
Microtus ochrogaster (prairie vole) is the source of this 2388-nucleotide messenger RNA. It is a transcript of the gene Slc25a36, whose product is annotated as solute carrier family 25 member 36. Gene Ontology annotation, molecular function: pyrimidine nucleotide transmembrane transporter activity. Lineage: Eukaryota; Metazoa; Chordata; Mammalia; Rodentia; Cricetidae. The record is from RefSeq and is a predicted model, not a curated record. Gene Ontology annotation, biological process: pyrimidine nucleotide import into mitochondrion. Gene Ontology annotation, cellular component: mitochondrion.